CCGGCAGAGCAGAACCUCUCUCUCUCUCCCGCUCUCUCUCUCUCUGUUGUCGGCGGCCCACCCUGACCCCGGCCCUCGUUUGCUGGUAGCACGCAGACGAGGCCGGCGACAUGAGGCUGGCCCGCGCUCUGCUGGUCCCGCUGCUGCAGGUCUGCUGGGUGGCCGCACAGGAUGACGUGGUGGACUCGAAGGCUAUUGCCUUCCAAGACUGCCCCGUGGACCUGUUCUUUGUGCUGGACACCUCUGAGAGCGUGGCCCUGAGGCUGAAGCCCUACGGGGCCCUGGUGGACAAGGUCAAGGCCUUCACCAAGCGCUUCAUCGACAACCUGAGAGACAGGUACUACCGGUGCGACCGCAACCUGGUGUGGAAUGCAGGCGCGCUGCACUACAGCGACGAGGUGGAAAUCAUCCGCGGGCUCACUCGCAUGCCGAGCGGCCAGGACGCACUCAAGGCCAGCGUGGACGCGGUCAAGUACUUUGGCAAGGGCACCUACACCGACUGCGCCAUCAAGAAGGGGCUGGAGGAGCUGCUCGUGGGGGGCUCCCACCUGAAGGAGAACAAGUACCUGGUCGUGGUGACCGACGGGCACCCCCUGGAGGGCUACAAGGAGCCCUGCGGAGGCCUGGAGGACGCAGUGAACGAGGCCAAGCACCUGGGCGUCAAAGUCUUCUCAGUGGCCAUCACGCCAGACCACCUGGAGCCACGUCUGAGCAUCAUCGCCACGGACCACACGUACCGACGCAACUUCACGGCAGCUGACUGGGGACAGAGCCGCGACGCCGAGGAGGCCAUCAGCCAGACCAUAGACACCAUUGUGGACAUGAUCUGCUGCUCCUUCGAGUGCCAGCCCGCCAGAGGACCUCCAGGGCCCCGGGGCGACCCCGGCUACGAGGGAGAACGAGGAAAGCCGGGUCUCCCAGGAGAGAAGGGAGAAGCCGGAGACCCUGGAAGACCCGGGGACCUCGGACCCAUCGGGUACCAGGGGAUGAAGGGAGAAAAAGGGGGCCGUGGGGAGAAGGGCUCCAGGGGACCCAAGGGCUACAAGGGCGAGAAGGGCAGGCGCGGCAUCGACGGGGUGGACGGCAUGAAGGGGGAGACGGGGUACCCAGGCCUGCCAGGCUGCAAGGGCUCACCUGGAUUCGAUGGUAUCCAAGGAUCCCCGGGCCCCAAGGGAGAUGCUGGUGCCUUUGGACUCAAAGGAGAAAAGGGUGAACCUGGAGCUAACGGGGAGGCCGGGAGGCCAGGGAGCACGGGGCCGCCUGGCGAUGAGGGCGAGCCAGGAGAGCCUGGUCCUCCAGGAGAGAAAGGAGAGGCUGGGGACGAGGGGGAUGCGGGACCAGACGGCGCCCCUGGAGAGAGGGGUGGCCCUGGAGAGAGAGGACCCCGGGGGACCCCCGGUGUGCGGGGGCCAAGAGGAGACCCGGGCGAAGCUGGACCCCAAGGUGACCAGGGAAGAGAAGGCCCCGUCGGUGUCCCCGGAGACCCGGGAGAGGCUGGCCCCAUUGGACCAAAAGGAUACCGAGGUGACGAAGGUCCCCCGGGGCUUGAGGGUCUCAGAGGAGCCCCAGGACCUGCCGGACCCCCUGGAGACCCGGGACUGAUGGGUGAAAGGGGUGAAGACGGCCCCCCUGGAAAUGGCACCGAGGGCUUCCCCGGCUUCCCUGGGUAUCCAGGCAACAGGGGCCCUGCCGGAAUAAAUGGCACGAAAGGCUACCCCGGCCUGAAGGGGGACGAGGGCGAAGCUGGGGACCCUGGAGAGGACAACAAUGAUCUCUCACCCCGCGGAGCCAAAGGAGCCAAGGGGUACCGGGGCCCUGAAGGUCCCCAGGGACCCCCAGGACACACAGGGCCACCUGGGCCAGACGAAUGCGAGAUAUUGGACAUCAUCAUGAAAAUGUGCUCUUGCUGUGAGUGCAAGUGCGGCCCGAUCGACAUCCUCUUCGUGCUGGAUAGCUCUGAGAGCAUCGGCCUGCAGAACUUCGAGAUCGCCAAGGACUUCAUCAUCAAGGUCAUUGACCGGCUGAGCAAAGACGAGCUGGUCAAGUUCGAGCCCGGGCAGUCCCACGCGGGUGUGGUCCAGUACAGUCACAACCAGAUGCAGGAGCACGUGGACCUGAGGAACCCCAACAUCAGGAACGCCCAGGAGCUCAAGGAAGCCAUCAAGAAGCUGCAGUGGAUGGCAGGGGGCACGUUCACGGGCGAGGCCCUGCAGUACACACGGGACCGGCUGCUGCCACCCACCCAGAAUGACCGCAUCGCCCUGGUCAUCACUGAUGGGCGCUCAGACACCCAGAGGGACACCACCCCCCUCAGCGUGCUCUGUGGCCCCGACAUCCAGGUGGUCUCCGUGGGCAUCAAGGACGUGUUUGGCUUUGUCGCUGGCUCCGACCAGCUCAACGUCAUUUCUUGCCAAGGCCUGUCACCUCAAGGCCGGCCAGGCAUCUCACUGGUCAAGGAGAACUAUGCGGAGCUGCUGGACGACAACUUCCUGAAGAAUAUCACGGCUCAGAUCUGCAUAGAUAAGAAGUGUCCAGAUUACACCUGCCCAAUCACCUUCUCCUUCCCGGCUGACAUCACCAUCCUGCUGGACGGCUCGGCCAGCGUAGGCAGUCACAACUUCGACACCACCAAGCGCUUCGCCAAGCGCCUGGCCGAGCGCUUCCUGGCGGCAGGCGCGUCCGCCGGGUCUCCCGAGGUGCGAGUGGCAGUGGUGCAGUACAGCGGCCCGGGCCAGCAGAGGCCGGCGCGCGCAGGUCUGCAGUUCCUGCAGAACUACACGGUGCUGGCUGGCGCCGUGGAUGCCAUGAGCUUCUUCAACGACGCCACCGAUGUCACGGAUGCCCUGGGCUUCGUGACCCGUUUCUACCGUGAGGCCUCGCCGGGUGCUGCCAGGAAGAGGGUCUUGCUCUUCUCGGAUGGCAACUCUCAGGGCGCCACAGCGGCCGCGCUCGAGAAGGCGGUGCAGGAGGCACAGCAGGCGGGUAUUGAGAUCUUCGUGGUGGUGGUGGGCAGCCAGGUGAACGAGCCGCACAUCCGCGUGCUGGUCACCGGCAAGACGGCCGAGUACGACGCUGCCUACGGCGAGCGCCACCUGUUCCGCGUGCCCAGUUAUGAGGCCCUGCUGCGGGGCGUCUUCUACCAGACCGUGUCCAGGAAGGUGGCACUGAGCUAGCCUGGCCACCCACCCUUGCCCCAUCAUGGAGAGAGGAAGUAAAAUGUGACAUGAAUUUUCUGGAUCAAUCCCCUCUGCUAGUUGUUUUUUAAAGGAAAGCUUGAAAAGCCGCCAUGCCACGCCGUGCGCCCUGCAGAAGGUCCUCUGAGGCUUGCCCCACACCGGGCAUCCGCGGCUUCCAGGCUGUCUGCCUUCCUCCCCCGCAGGCCUGAACCCCGUGCUCCUUGUGGGCGGCCGGCCAGGCUGAGCCAGGGAGGCCCGAGCUCCGUCUCCUUUUCCUUCCUGGGCCUCAGAGGCACCUGGCCACCACCCCCACAGUCCCUAUAGCAUGCUUUCUCUCACUAAUCCUCCAGAAUUCUUCAUCUAACAUUUCAGUUUCUUGUGAGAUGUUGGGCUAUGUUUGAUUUUUGGAAAACCAAGGUCGAGAAUAUUUUUCAAUGUGAAUCUGGAUGAGUUGACCCCUCCUUACAAGGUUCUCCUUAGGAACCGACCCCAGACCUUGGCUCCCGUGGCCCUUGGGGCGUCCAGCUCAGGGUGAGCAGAAACUCGGCCGUGCUCACAUGCAUUCUCUAACCAACAUCUCCAGAGAACAGUACAAUGGAGACUGACCUCGUGCCCUUCACACUCCAAGAAAAAAGGUGCUACCCCUGUCGAGACCUGGACUGCACUGGACACUGAGUCAUCUGGUGGCCCAAAGUGAUGUUUUAUCGAAAACAAUCCAAAGCUCUUUUUCCUCAAAAUAGUGGUUUGUUCUACUUACUAUUGAAGAUCCUCUUCACAUGUUAGUUUCGUUUGUACUCUUCCCUGGGUUUUUUCUCAACCAUGUCCCCAUCAAGACGUUUUCAAAUAAAGGUUUUCACUCUUCUC
This is a messenger RNA of Galeopterus variegatus (Sunda flying lemur), 4040 nucleotides long. RefSeq names its product collagen, type VI, alpha 1 (gene COL6A1). The record is from RefSeq and is a predicted model, not a curated record. The transcript has 34 exons. Lineage: Eukaryota; Metazoa; Chordata; Mammalia; Dermoptera; Cynocephalidae. The coding region runs from base 111 to 3173 and encodes 1020 amino acids.